Seminavis robusta is the source of this 729-nucleotide messenger RNA. The record is from the annotation of a GenBank genome assembly. NCBI's taxonomy places the organism in Eukaryota, Bacillariophyta, Bacillariophyceae, Naviculales, Naviculaceae.
AUGGGUCUCCGGAGUUCAUUGGCCUCCAAGGCAUCGUUGGUGUCUCUCUCGUCAUCUUCCAGUCUGUCUAGGUGCUCGUCGACCGAACAGUAUGCUUCUGGGAGAUUCAAGCGAUCGUCAUCGUCUUCAUUGAACCUUGCUUCGGCGACGAUUGGGCACUAUGAGCAAGCCCUGAAGUCAAACCAUUGUUCUCAGUCUCUGCAGAGGCAAGCAACUCAGUUGCCACAGCAAACCAACCUCGUUUCCAUGAUAGCAUUGCGCAUGAUUUUUCAAUUUAUAGGGUCCAUCUUUCCCGAAGUAUCAUACGUCCUGGAACUGCUUAAAACCAUGCUUGUGAACUACCGUGAUCAGUAUGUAAUGAACAUGCACCAUCAUGGAGCAUUCCCACAUCUGGUGAGCUCCACAAGCUUUUCCUCUCUGGGAGAACAGAUUGUCCAGACCAUGCAGUUUGCGUCAGGUUGCCAAGCAAGCAUUUCAACCGGAAAGCUCCGCGGAGACCAUUCCGGGACGAUUCCAAGCACACAAAGCGAGGAAUUUCAACCUGUCGCCAAGCUUAUUGUUGACAACGAUGAAGGGGUCCGCGAAGGCACUGGCAAUCCCGAGCAAUGCUGGGGCCAUUUUGCUGACUUCGAUUGCGCGGAAGAACGUGACAUUGCAUUCAUGACGUCAAGCUAUGCGCUUGGAACCCUCAACGAAGAAGAAGACGAACACGGCGACGUGGAUUAUUAG